UAAACCUAUUUUCAUUAGGCAAUAUGGAAAAGUUUACUAAUAUCUUAAAUAGAAUGAAGUUGCAUAUGGAAAAAUAUAAAGAAGAAACGCUUAAGAUAGAAAAAUCAAGCCUGAAACCAGCUGCUGUUUUGGUUCCACUCUUUGAACAUGAAGAGGAAUUGUUUGUACUUUUAACUAAACGUACGGAUAAAGUCGGCAGCCAUCAAGGGGAUGUAUGUUUUCCUGGUGGUAAACAAGACGAUACUGAUGAUAAUAUUGUAGCUACUGCUUUACGUGAGACAUGGGAAGAAAUAGGGUUGAAGCCAUCUCAAGUUGAAGUGCUUGGUGCCAUGUUCCCCACAGUAUCGUACACACGACUACUGGUCACCCCUGUUAUAGGUUUUAUUAAAGAUGUUCAAGAUGUGAAGUUAAACAUAAACACAGAUGAAGUGGAUGAUAUAUUUGCUUGUAGACUUGAUUUCUUCUUGGACAGCUCAUCACACAAAUAUGUUCAAUCUAAAAUCACACCAGGAUUGUACCUCCACUUAUUCAAAUUCAACUCACAACCCCAAUCAGACACUGGCUGCGACUUUAUAGCAAAAGUUUUCAACCCAAAGCACAACAAACACUUGAUAUACGGCCUAACUGCACAUAUGGCAAUUCUUGCUGCCUUGGUUUGCCUGGAUAAAAAAUCUGGCUAUAAUAUAGCUGGAGGGGAUACGCCUCUUACACAAGACUCUUAUAUGGGAUUCCAGAUUAAAUAUUUAAACCACAGAAUCAUAGCUUUUACUAAACAGAAAUCAACCACCCUUAACUACAAGCUUUAAACAGUGUUAAUAUAUGAUUACAAAUAUGUUUGUUUCAAUAAUACCUUAGUUUUUAUGACAGAAGAUCAGUUUUUUGAAUAUAUGAAUGAUUAUUCCUAAUAGCAACAUCAGCGCAGUAAAUGAUAUUAUUACAUAGUUCUAACAUACUCAACUCAAUUUAUGCUUGUACCAGUAUUUGUAACCAG
Ciona intestinalis (vase tunicate) is the source of this 991-nucleotide messenger RNA. RefSeq names its product peroxisomal coenzyme A diphosphatase NUDT7. The record is from RefSeq and is a predicted model, not a curated record. Gene Ontology annotation, molecular function: coenzyme A diphosphatase activity. Gene Ontology annotation, biological process: coenzyme A catabolic process. Lineage: Eukaryota; Metazoa; Chordata; Ascidiacea; Phlebobranchia; Cionidae.